Messenger RNA from Peromyscus leucopus (white-footed mouse), 2099 nucleotides. RefSeq names its product probable G-protein coupled receptor 141. Gene Ontology annotation, molecular function: G protein-coupled receptor activity; oxysterol binding. Bases 32 to 919 code for a protein of 295 amino acids. Gene Ontology annotation, cellular component: membrane. NCBI's taxonomy places the organism in Eukaryota, Metazoa, Chordata, Mammalia, Rodentia, Cricetidae. Gene Ontology annotation, biological process: G protein-coupled receptor signaling pathway. The transcript has a single exon. The record is from RefSeq and is a predicted model, not a curated record.
AGUUUAUCAUCUGAUUUCUUCAUGAUAAACCAUGGGUGUGAUAAACGGAACCACCGUGUCAAAUGGCUCAAGUGUGGACCGAGACCACUGUGACACCUACUGCAGAGCAGUUCUGGUAGCAGCCUAUAGUGUGGUUUUAUUUGGAGGCACCCUUGGAACAGUUGUGAUGUCACGCAUGAUGUUCAAAAGGAACAGCCAGUCAGCGAUUGCCACGAUCAUCAUUAAUAUCAUUGUGCUGCACUCCCUCCUCCUGGUCACUCUGCCAUUCCGCCUCAGCUACUACCUCUCAGCAGUCUGGAAGCUUGGGUCUUUUACCUGCCGAGUGGUCAGCGGUGUCAUAUACGGUCAUAUGUACUUUACCUUUGUUUUCUAUGUGGCCAUUGUCACACUUCGGUUGCUCAUCUAUUUUAAGAAACUCCAAAUGCAACAGUUACAGAAGUUCCAUGCCGUGAUCCUAAGUAUUAUUAUUUGGAUGGUGGGAAGCUUCAUCUUUUUGCCAAUAUUUUUUUUACAGUACGGCACAGAUCCAAGUUAUGUAGAACAACAGCGAUGUUUUGAGUUUCAUAGAUCCCUCAACUGUACGGAUAUCAUCAUCUUGAACUACUCCAUGAUUGCCAUUAUGAUGACAACAGUUGUGGUCCUCUUUCUGGUCCAGCUGGCUGUCAUUCUGUGUUUGAUAAGAGACUAUUGGCCUGAUAUGUGGGCCCAUCAAGAGUACAGAGCCCAAAUCAAGAGUUUCUUCUUCCUGAUAGUCAUAGUUGUCUGCUUUAUACCCCACCAUGCAUUCAGGGUAUAUUUUAUUCAGAAUUAUCCAGAGGAAAAUAAUUCUAAGUUAAUACUUUACAAUGAAAUCUGUGUUGCUUUAACGGCCUUCUGCUGCCUGGAUAUGUUGUGUUUCGUAGGUGGCAUCAUCCAUUAGACCUUCCUAUGUUUUUUUUUUGUGACUGCUUUAGAGAAUAUCAUGAUGAAAAACAUGUUGAUUGAAUAGGUUAGGGGCUGUUGUCAUCUUAAAAUCUUCAAGCUCUCUGUUCCUGAACACCAAAUUUUUAGAUUUCCCUUUGCCAAAACUGUUUUCUUACAAAAACUUAAUUAACCAUAGUCACCCCCUUUCCUUUGAGAACACUUACAGGUCCUAAAUGUAUCCCAGAAUAUGUUCUAUUUUUUUAGCCUCAUAACAAUCAAACACUUCCUUUUUCCAUUUCAUGCAGUAUUCACUCAGUCAGCCACAUCUAUUGGUUCUUCCAGUACCCUUGAGGCAUUUACUCUAUUAAAUUUGCUCUGAAUAUAUUUGAUACCCCCCAUUCCUGUCCACCAAGAUCUAGAGAACCUAUAGAUAGGGGAUCUACAGAUAAACAGGGCACUAAAGUUGCCUUAAUUUAUUCAACUUACAGUUUCCUGUGAUAUUGGUAUUGGGAGGGGAUCAUUAGGUUAAAUAGAGUGGUCAAGAAUGUUAGAGGAAACUCUUCCAAGAGAUUAGGCAUUGGUGUGGUUCAUUCUGAUCAAGGCACAAUAUGGACUUGGAAGGCAGAGAUUACCUUCUGAGCUACCUUCAGUACAACAGCAGUGAAAGACACUGGAAAAAGCAUCAAGAAACUGGACCUAGGAUGAGCUUGCCAAUAGACUCUUUAGGCACAAACUUUUGAGGCUAUAGGUGCUUUUUAUGAUUUUCCAAAAUACCCUACAUACCCAAGAACCAUCAUAUAAUUAAAUGAGAACCUAUGUCUGCUGUGCUCAAUAAAAGCAAUCAAAAUAAUUAACUGGAUUCUGUUUAUAUCAUAUAGAAAUUGACAUGUACUUAUACUUUGCUUAUAGUAAUACAUACUUGAAGAAUGUAAUUAAUACCACAAUCAAACAAUGCUCUGGUGGCUAAUAGGUGAGCAUAGUUAAUACAAAUGAGUUUUGGACCUAGUGUGUGUGUGUGGUGAAUCUGUGUUUUGUAAUCAUUGAACUUUGGAUCAUAUAAUCCUUUCCAUGGGUACUUUGAUAGAAAAGAAUGCUUAACAUGUGGGAUUCAGAGUAUAAGUUCUUCCUUCCCUAAUUCAGUGGCAUCUUUUAGAGUACAAUUUUAAGACAGGGUUAUUGCAGUUGGUUUUCUUUUC